UCUUCAUGAAGUGGGCUAUUGUUUCUGUUUUCUGAGCAUUCGGCACAGAUCUGACCUCUUUUCCCAAACAUCCUGUAGUGACGCCCCGUCCUUCCCUCCCUCUGUUUUCUUCUCGUGUUUCUCUUCUUUCCUGUGCUCUUGCACAACUGCCUUGUUUUCAUCUUGGUGGUUCAUUACAGACACGAGCAGUGAUGGUGGAGGAUCGAGCAGCCAAUGGAGCAUCAGAGCCGGUCACCAUGGUGACGGGCGGCAGUAAACCUUUGCACCGCUUCCUCAAAGGACAACCCAAGAGUAUCGGAAUAGUGCUGGUGAUGAUGGGCGUAUGUCUGUUCAUGUUUGGAAUCGCCAUAGAUGUGCAGUCAGAUGUGACCACCUCGGCAGACAUGUACAGCCCGUUCUGGCUCGGGACGCUGUUCUUUAUCUGUGGCCUUCUGUAUAUACUGUCUGAACGCAACCCCUCCAAAAAGAUCAUCACCGCCAGCUUGGCUUUGAGCAUCAUCUCAACCAUUGCAGUGAUCUGUGCGUGUGGGGAUUUCUCCAGAGCCAUCGUUGGGCUCCAUCAAAUAUACUGGUCUCAUCUGCAUGAGAAUCAGACAGUGGAGGAGAGACAGCAUGUCCUACAACAUUAUAUGGCAAUCGAACUGAUGGAGCAAGUGUUCUUCUGCCACAGCUUGAUAGGAGGGAUUCUGCUCAUAACCAUGACGUUCUUCGCCCGGGCGGCGCUGCGGUCCAGCCGGACUCAGGCUGUUGUUGUCAUGAGGAACCUGCCGUCAGCGGAGUGAACAAACCAGAUCAUCUGAACAUCCACCUAAUGAAGAAGGAGCCAGGAUACUUCACUGAGAAUCUUCAGGAUUGCUCACAGUAAAUGGGCAUUAUAAUGUAGUGUCUGUUUUAAGGUCUUGAAUCAAAUGUCUCAAAAUGAAGUGAGUUUGUGCUUAAAACAAGAACAAUAUCUGCCAAUGGGGUCAAAAAAAUUAUCUUGUUUUCCCUUUGCAUUCAAUUAUUUUUCUGACACCACUGGCAGAUAUUUGUUCUUGUUUUAAGCUUAAAGUCAAUUUUGAUGCAUUUCUCAGAAAACUAGUCUUAAUAUCUUCAGUCAUUUCUCUUCUCCAGUAAAUGUAUCUUGAUUAAAAAAUGUUUAGAUAUUUGUGCUGGAAAACAAGACAGAAACACUGAGGAAGAACAUAAUGUUUGCAGUGUGAAACGCAAACCAAUUUUCUAUUUUUCAAUUCUUUGCACAUUAACACAAAAACAUAUUAAAUCUUGGCUAUAUACUGUGAGAACAUUCAUCAUGCUUUGAACUUAUCUUUGUGAUAUCAUUUUAUUUUUUAUUAAGCUGUGUAUUAAAACUUGUCUAGGUGAAAGAUCAACUGCUCAUAUACGGAAGAUGGCGAAAGUCAUAAAUGUUCUUUACAAUGCAGACAUAAGCACACAUGUUAAAGAUGUCUGUUAGAGAGCGCUUCAUCUGUUGUGUUCAAACAUCUGAUAAACAUCUUUACACACUCAAAUCAUAAACAUUCCUAAACGUCUGACAUGUUUCAGACACACAUUGCAAAAAUACAUCUUCCAGAUGAAAACGCUCAAAUCAAACAGACGUCUGAGAGAUGAAUGAGUGAUGAAGGAGUUUAUUGACAAACUUGUAUGUCCAAAACCUUAUCUUUGCUAAGUAAUACUGUCUAUAAAUACUGUAACAGACCUAAUAAUUAAAAGAUUUACUAAUAUUACUAAUACUAAAAUAAACAUAAAUGUGUACUAAAACAUCUCUGUAUAAUUCAGAAGAACACAAGACAUUCUGCUGAUCAUUAACUGCUACAGUCUGACAGUGUUAAUGUUUAUUUAACUGUAACUGUUUCAAUGUUACAAUCAGGACAAUAUAGUAUAAUUAUAGCACAUUAAAUAUAUAUAUAUAAUUACA
This is a messenger RNA of Ctenopharyngodon idella (grass carp), 1915 nucleotides long. RefSeq lists its product as uncharacterized. Gene Ontology annotation, cellular component: membrane. Bases 192 to 782 code for a protein of 196 amino acids. NCBI's taxonomy places the organism in Eukaryota, Metazoa, Chordata, Actinopteri, Cypriniformes, Xenocyprididae. The record is from RefSeq and is a predicted model, not a curated record. The transcript has 7 exons.